Molecule: messenger RNA, 3228 nt
Organism: Oxyura jamaicensis (ruddy duck)
Lineage: Eukaryota; Metazoa; Chordata; Aves; Anseriformes; Anatidae
Gene: KLF12
Product: Kruppel like factor 12
Exons: 9
Coding region: 228-1463 (411 amino acids)
Biological process (GO): regulation of transcription by RNA polymerase II
Molecular function (GO): DNA-binding transcription factor activity, RNA polymerase II-specific; RNA polymerase II cis-regulatory region sequence-specific DNA binding
Source: RefSeq, a predicted model, not a curated record
GGGGCGCUCCGCCCGCCGCCCAGCACAGCGGGGCCGGGCCCGGCGGCUCGGCGGGGCCUUUGUGUGUGAGGGGAGCGGCGGCGGCUGCCGCCCCGGUGCGGCGGCGGUGGGCGAGGCGAGGCGAGGCGGCGCCGGGAGCCUCCACCCCCGGGCCGCCCUGCCCGCGGCUCCUCAUGUGACGCGGGAUUGAAGUGGAUUAAGGGACGAAUGGAUGACUGAAUAUUCAUAUGAAGAGGAAAGCCAUAAAAGACAUCAGCGCCUUUGAAAACAGAAUGUUAAUGCUUGAUGGGAUGCCGGCAGUCAGAGUUAAAACAGAGCUGCUGGAAUCUGAGCAAGGGUCUCCAAACGUCCACAACUACCCAGAUAUGGAAGCUGUACCCUUGUUACUAAACAACAUGAAGGCAGAUCCCCCGGAGGAUUCAUUAUCUACAGACCAUUUCCAAACACAGACUGAACCAGUGGACUUAUCAAUAAACAAAGCCAGAUCAUCCCCUACAGCAGCCUCAUCUUCACCAGUUUCCAUGACAGCAUCAGCUUCCUCCCCUUCUUCUACUUCUACUUCUUCUUCUUCUUCUAGUCGACCAGCUUCAUCGCCCACGGUAAUAACCUCGGUAUCCUCGGCAGCAUCUGUCCCAUCAGUAUUAACUCCAGGUCCUCUUGUGGCCUCUGCAUCUGGUGUUGGAGGCCAGCAGUUUUUGCACAUUAUCCAUCCAGUUCCACCUUCAAGCCCCAUGAACUUGCAGUCCAACAAAAUGAGUCACGUGCACCGUAUACCCGUGGUGGUACAGUCGGUACCUGUUGUCUAUACAGCUGUGAGAUCACCUGGGAAUAUGAACAACACUAUAGUAGUACCACUGUUGGAGGAUGGGAGAAGCCAUGUCAAAGCACAAAUGGACCCCCGAGGCCUAUCUCCCAGACAAAUUAAAAGUGACAGUGAUGAUGACGACCUGCCAAAUGUGACCUUAGAUAGCGUUAAUGAAACUGGAUCUACAGCGCUCUCCAUAGCCAGAGCAGUACAAGAAGAGAGCAUGUGGGGCUGUGCCAGGUCAGCUGCUAACCCUUUUCGUUUUUUCAACUCCAGGAGAUGGAAAGACGCGACCUCCCCAGCAGGAGCAGGAGCAAGUUCAAUUUCACCAUUCAGUAUUGAGAGCACAAGGCGUCAGAGAAGGUCUGAGUCUCCAGACUCCAGGAAGCGGCGCAUCCACCGGUGUGACUUCGAGGGAUGCAACAAAGUGUACACAAAAAGUUCCCACCUGAAGGCCCACCGGAGGACGCACACAGGAGAAAAACCCUACAAAUGUACCUGGGAAGGCUGCACCUGGAAGUUUGCUCGCUCCGACGAACUGACGAGGCAUUACCGCAAGCACACGGGAGUGAAGCCAUUCAAGUGUGCAGACUGUGACCGCAGCUUUUCCCGCUCAGAUCACUUGGCGCUUCACCGCCGCAGGCACAUGCUGGUUUGAGAAACGCUACCUGUUCCAGCCGAGCUUAAGAGCUGGGUCUCUUAACUACCCGGAGUGAAUUCAGCAGGGCUGAAUCCCCUUCUACAGUGUUAACAGGCAGGGCUGUCCCUGCUGUCUGUAACAAAAAAAUAAUUAAAAAAAAAAAAAAGCAGGAAAAGAAGUGCCACUCUUCUCCUCGCCAUCUGAAGCUAACCCCGUCUGCCCCUCAGCAUGGUUACACCCCGAAAGUGUCAUCACGAUCACCUGAGAAAUAGCAGCCGAAAUGCUACAGGAAUGGGCAUUAUUUUACAUGCUGCGUCCUUUGAAAAAAAUGUUUAUAGCUUGUAUGUUUUCUCAGCUGUUGGACAUUUUGUUCCUGAAAAAUCACUGCUGACUGGAGGAUCAGAUGCCACAAACCGAUGACGAUGAUGAGAGCAAGACCAGUAGACCUUUAUUAUCCCAUCUUUUCCUCUUGUUUGAAUACCACCUGGCCAGUGUCAGCCUCACGCCCGAGCUGUGCUACAGACGAGCUGUGUGGGAGUAGGCGAGAAGAUCCUGCUGGAGAGGUCCCACCGUCGGAGCCGAAGGGUUGCUGGAACAGACUUUUGCAAUAACAAUGGUGGCAUUUUAAUGUUGUACCACAAGUUGUCAUUAUGCCAUUGAGGACACCAGCCAUUUAACCUUUUUCUUUUAUCCUUUUUUUUUUUUUUCCUUUUUCUUUUGUUGUUGUUGUUGAAGUCUGUAAAAUAAAAAAGGGGCAGCAGCAUUUCUGCUGAAAGUACAAUAUUAAGUAUCUGUAUUUUACCGUGGACUUAUUUAGAACCAUUUCCUGACUUGUAUAGAAAAAGCCGAUCUGAAAACUACUACCCCGUUCUCAAAGUGCAGUUUUCUUUCAUGCAGGUAUCCUCUUCCCCGUGACCAGUAUUUGAAUGCAAGAAAGUAGUCAGAUCUUACGCUCGCUGGUACCAGUGUUAGGGGUGUAGCCAUCCGUGGAAUGGAAUUGAAUGUACCCACAAAACAAAACAGAAGAAAGGGCUGCAUCUCUUGCAGAGAAAAAGCAAUAAUGAGUAAAAUGGUUCUCAAAACAAUAAUUCACUCCACACCAAUAGAAGGCAGGGAUGCAGAAUAGCAUGUAAGACCAUUGAAGUCUUUCUGAUGAUUUCACUGACCUGUUAGGUACCACAAUUAAGUACAUUCAUUUCCUCCAACAUAAAACUUAUUUGUGUCUGGAAAGCAAGACAGAUAAAGGAAAGAUCUGAGCGUUGAGGAGUCAGUGGAUGAACUGUAAGUAGGAUGGAGAAAUGGUUCUGGAAUGGUGCUCUGCAAGUCAUUAUGUUUCUCCCUGGGAAUUAGGGAAUAACAAGAUUUUUACAUCUGUCUGUUAUGAUACAAAUGGCCCUUUAUAUGGGUAGCAGUGGCUGCCUCUGCUGGGAUUUUCAAUCCAAGACUUUUCAGAUUAAAUAAAAGGAAAUUCUUGAUCAUUCCCAUACAGCCCUAUAAUUGUGAAUCAAUUUAUAUUAAUUACAUUAUGGAGGAAAGAGAGAAACUCUUAGUCAUCAGUUGUUCAUGAAAACAGAAUAGUGUUUUUCUGUUUUCCUUCCUCACAAGGAUCUGCCUAUUCAGCUAAAUGUGACAAAGAAGAGGCUUGGCAAGAUUUUUUAAGUGUUGAGACUUUUAUAGCUUAGAGAUAAAAGAUGUAUACAUAAAGAUCUUUUGCAAUGCAUUUAAUUAUGAAUAUUUGGUUCCAGGAAUUGCACAGAUUAAACUUGUGAUGCCACUUGUUCAU